Molecule: messenger RNA, 884 nt
Organism: Olea europaea var. sylvestris
Lineage: Eukaryota; Viridiplantae; Streptophyta; Magnoliopsida; Lamiales; Oleaceae
Product: putative 3,4-dihydroxy-2-butanone kinase
Exons: 9
Coding region: 135-869 (244 amino acids)
Biological process (GO): glycerol catabolic process
Cellular component (GO): cytosol
Molecular function (GO): glycerone kinase activity
Source: RefSeq, a predicted model, not a curated record
GUUUUCAACAGCGAUUAUAGAACAAAAUACAGAAAGUGGGUUGUCCUUAUAUUUUAUUGUUCGGACAGGCAAAUCCAUCGACAAUUGUCGUCAUCCCGCAGGUUACUAAUUCAAGACUUUCGCCCACAUUAAUCAUGGCUUUUCUUGGCAAGAAACUCAUCAACGAUCCUAAUGAUGUUGUGACUGAGUUCAUUGAAGGUCUGGUGGAAACUUAUCCUGGGUUGCAGUAUUUGGAUGGUUUCCCUGAAGUUAAGGUUGUUUUACGUGCUGAUGUCUCUAGUGCAACAUAUGACAAAGUUGCAGUCAUAUCAGGAGGUGGAAGUGGUCACGAGCCUGCUCAUGCUGGAUUUGUUGGAGAAGGGAUGCUGACAGCAGCAAUCUGUGGGGAUGUUUUUGCCUCUCCUCCCAUUGAUUCAAUUCUUGCUGGCAUACGGGCUGUAACUGGUCCUAUGGGAUGUCUCCUGAUUGUGAAGAAUUACACUGGCGAUCGACUAAAUUUUGGCUUGGCUGCUGAGCAAGCUAAAUCUGAAGGUUACAAAGUGGAGAUGGUAAUUGUUGGUGAUGAUUGUGCUCUACCACCUCCUAGAGGCAUAGCUGGACGAAGAGGUUUAGCUGGGACUAUUCUAGUUCAUAAGGUUGCUGGAGCAGCAGCAGCUUGUGGUCUUUCUCUUGGUGAAGUGUCUGCUGAAGCACAACGUGCAUCAGAAUUGGUUGGCACAAUGGGUGUUGCAUUAUCAGUUUGUACAUUGCCAGGUCAAGUCACGUCAGAUCGUUUAGGUCCAGGAAAGAUUGAGCUUGGUCUUGGAAUAGUAAGGAAUUUACUUAAUGUUCUUCUCUAUUCAAUGGAUGUAAAUCCAUGGGUUAGAUAACAAUCACUCCGUGAC